Coregonus sp. 'balchen' is the source of this 4064-nucleotide messenger RNA. Lineage: Eukaryota; Metazoa; Chordata; Actinopteri; Salmoniformes; Salmonidae. The record is from the annotation of a GenBank genome assembly.
AUGGAGAACCCAGCGGACCUGAGGAAGCAGCUUUUUGUGGAGUUUGAAGGAGAGCAGGGCGUCGACGAGGGAGGGGUGUCCAAAGAGUUCUUCCAGCUGGUGCUGGAGGAGAUGUUCAACCCUGAUAUUGGUGAGAUGUUCAACUGCUUAACAUUUGGCUGAUAUUGGUGAGAUGUUCUUCUGCUUAACAUUUGGCUGAUAUUGGUGAGAUGUUCUUCUGCUUAACAUUUGGUUGUGAAGAUAUUUAAGACAAGACUCAUGACAAGUCUUACUGAUCGCUCAGGCAUUUCUUUUUUAUUAUUCACAAGCAAAACUCUCCUCAUGGUGUUUUUAUAUUCUUUUUAAAAAAUUAAUUAAAUGAGUGUUCCUUCCCUCAGGCAUGUUUACGUAUGAUGAGUCCACCAAGCUGUUCUGGUUCAACCCGUCCUCUCUGGAGAACGAGGCCCAGUUCACCCUGAUAGGCAUCGUCCUGGGCCUGGCCAUCUACAACAACUGCAUCCUGGAUGUACACUUCCCCAUGGUGGUCUACAGGAAACUGAUGGGGAAGAAAGGCACCUUUCUGGACCUGGCGGACUCACACCCGGUACUGGAACAUAGUGUUUAAUGUAACAUCUUUGAACCUGUUAGAUAUGAUAUAGUAAGUAGCCAGAAAGGCCCAUAGGGCAGGAGCUCAUCUCCUGUUUCUGCAGCGUGAGGCAGCUUGAUAUACCUUGGACAAGACACUAGUCUAUCGCAGGGCCAAUAUGAUAUAGGCCGAUGUUAUUUUCUAAUAGUGUUUCCCGUAAGUAAAAAAACGUAUGCACCCAUGACUGUAAGUCGCUUUGGACCUAUAUACUAGGCGGUGUCAGAGGAAAGUCCAGAAAAUUGUCAAAGACUCGAGUCACCUGUCAUAGACUGUUCUCUCUGCUACCGCACGGCAAGCGGUACCGGAGCGCCAAGUCUAGGUCCAAAAGGCUCCUGAACAGCUUCUACCCCCCCCCAAGCCAUAAGGCUCCUGAACAGCUUCUACCCCCCCCCCCCCCAAGCCAUAAGGCUCCUGAACAGCUUCUACCCCCCCCCAAGCCAUAAGACUGCUGAACAGCUUCUACCCCCCCAACCCCCCCCCCCCCCCCCAAGCCAUAAGACUGCUGAACAGCUUCUACCCCCCCCCCCCCAAGCCAUAAGACUCCUGAACAGCUUCUACCCCCCCCCCCCCCCAAGCCAUACGACUCCUGAACAGCUUCUACCCCCCCCCCCCCCCCUCCCCCAAGCCAUACGACUCCUGAACAGCUUCUACCCCCCCCCCCAACCAUAAGACUGCUGAACAGUUAAUCAAAAUGGCCACUGUGACUAGUAUUAUUGACGCCAUAAUAGGACAGAUACAAUGUUGCAUCAUCUAACUAUCUCCAUGGUUCUCUCCCAUGCCAGGUUCUGUAUCAGAGUCUGAAGGAGCUGCUGGGGUAUGAGGGGAACGUGGAGGAGGACAUGAUGAUCACCUUCCAGAUCUCACAGACUGACCUGUUUGGAGACCCCAUCACUUACGACCUGAGGGAACACGGGGACAAGAUACCUGUUAGUGAGGACAAUAGGAAGGUGAGAUACCUGUUAGUGAGGACAACAGGAAGGUGAGAUACCUGUUAGUGAGGACAAUAGGAAGGUGAGAUACCUGUUAGUGAGGACAAUAGGAAGGUGAGAUACCUGUUAGUGAGGACAAUAGGAAGGUGAGAUACCUGUUAGUGAGGACAACAGGAAGGUGAGAUACCUGUUAGUGAGGACAAUAGGAAGGUGAGAUACCUGUUAGUGAGGACAAUAGGAAGGUGAGAUACCUGUUAGUGAGGACAAUAGGAAGGUGAGAUACCUGUUAGUGAGGACAAUAGGAAGGUGAGAUACCUGUUAGUGAGGACAAUAGGAAGGUGAGAUACCUGUUAGUGAGGACAAUAGGAAGGUGAGAUACCUGUUGUUGUUUGAUGCCACUGCAGAAUAAGUAAAAGAGGCCUUGUCCAAUCCAGAACGGCUCCAUAGAGCAGGAGUCUAUCUCCUGUUUCUUAGGAUGAGGCAACUUGAUGUACAAGUACACCACCUGGACAGGAUGCUAGUCUAUCACAGGACCACUGAAGUAUCUAGUCUAUCACAGGACCACUGAAGUAUCUAGUCUAUCACAGGACCACUGAAGUAUCUAGUCUAUCACAGGACCACUGAAGUAUCUAGUCUAUCACAGGACCACUGAAGUAUCUAGUCUAUCACAGGACCACUGAAGUGAAUGAUGACAUUGUUUUGACUUUUCCUAUCUAUGAUCUCCAGGAGUUUGUCUCUCUGUAUGGUGAUUACAUACUUAAUAAGAGUGUGGAGCGCCAGUUCAAAGCCUUCAGAAGGGGCUUCCGGAUGGUCACUAACGAGUCGCCGCUCAAGUGUUUAUUUAGACCUGAAGAGGUAGAGCUACUUAUCUGUGGAAGCAGGGUAAGUAGGAAUAUCUUUGGAAUUUGACUUUGUGCCUAUGAUUUUAAAAACAAAAAGAUACAUGCAUACAGUGCCUUCAGAAACUAUUCACACCCCUUGACUUUUUCCACAUUUUGUUGUUACAGCCUGAAUUUAAAAUGGAUUAAAACUAAGAUUUGUUUUCUUACUGGCCUACACACAAUACCCCAUAAUGUCAAAGUGUAAUGAUGUUUUUCCGAUAAUUUUUACAAAUUCAUUAAAAAUGAAAAGCUGAAAUGUCUUGAGUCAAUAAGUAUUCAACCCCUUUGUUAUGGCAAGCCUAAAUAAAAAAAUUAAUAAAAAGAAGCGUAAGGUUGAUGCGCAGAAAUCAUAUUAUCAUAAUACAAAAAUUCCCCAUAAAAAUCUGUCAGUUGAAGCAUCUGCGGUGGAAGUUGACAGAGCUAGAGCGGUGUUUGUCAGACCAUGAGACAUUCUGAACAUCGGUCUUCUCGCAAAACUGUCUGUAGCGUCCGAACAAUUUAGGCUACACACUAAUAUGACUCCUCACGAACACGUACAUGUCGGUUGUUUUGCUCCAAGACGCCCGCAGGCCUCACGACUCGUCUAAAGCUCCCCAGUACCAGUCGGAAAAAUAUGGAAGUAUACAGUGCAUUCGGAAAGUAUUCAGACCCCGUAAAGCCCAGCUCUGUGGAGUGUACGGCUUAAAGUGGUCCUAUGGACAGAUACUCCAGUCUCCGCUGUGGAGCUUUGCAGCUCCUUCAGGGUUAUCUUUGGUCUCUUUGUUGCCUCUCUGAUUAAUGCCCUCUUUGCCUGGUCCGUGAGUUUUGGUGGGCCCUCUCUUGGCAGGUUUGUUGUGGUGCCUUAUUCUUUCCAUUUUUUAAUAAUAGAUUUAAUGGUGCUCCGUGGGAUGUUCAAUCUGUACUUCUCCAAACCUUUGUCCCUGACCUGUUUGGAGAGCUCCUUGGUCUUCAUGGUGCCGCUUGCUUGAUGGUGCCCCUUGCUUAGUGGUGUUGCAGACUCUGGGGCCUUUCAGAACAGGUGUAUAUAUACUGAGAUCAUGUGACAGAUCAGGUGACACCUUAGAUUGCACACAGGUGGACUUUUAUUUAACUAAUUAUGUGACUUCUGAAGGUAAUUCGUUGCACCAGAUCUUAUUUAGGGGCUUCAUAUCAAAUACAUAUGCACGCACCACUUUUCCGUUAAAUAAGUAAUUUUUUUUCAUUUCACUUCACCAAUUAGGACUAUUUUGUGUAUGUCCAUUACAUGAAAUCCAGAUAAAAAAUCUAUUUAAAUUACAGGUUGUAAUGCAACAAAAUAGGGAAAAAAAACGCCAAGGGGGAUGAAUACUUUGGCAAGGCGCUGUACAUAUCCUUUAAAAUAUAUAUAUUUCCCUUUAGUACUUUCUAAAAUGUAAAUGUACAAAUGUUAGAAUUUUUCUUCCGUUUUGACAUUUUAGAGUAUUUUGUGUAGAUCGUUGACAAAAAUAUCACAAUUAAAUCAAUUUUCAGGGCAGCACUAUUGUUUUCAAUGUAGCUUUGAUCUAACGAUGAUUUCCUGUGUUCUAACUUCCUUCUCAGAAUUUAGACUUUCAGGCACUUGAAGAAACGACCGAGUAUGACGGAGGCUACAGCAAGGAUUGUCGCGUUAUU